AUGUUUCAAGAAGUAGACGAAUCGUCUCGUCGCGAAAAGUGCUUCACAACCAUCACUCAGCUGCCGGCGUUCAUCAACCCAAAGCAGGUCCCAAGCAAGAGAUCGCCCUUUUCAACGAUUCAAAAUCAUGCAUUUGUACACUCAGUCGAGGUUAUCCUGCCAAAGGAGUUCUACUCACAGAUCAAGCCGUCGCUCGAGACCAAACUGGAAAAACCUCGAUAUGCACGAGUCUUCAUGACUCCUUCGGCUCUGCUUGAGCAUGAAUUCUUCAACACAUACAUCAAGUCAGGGAAUAUUUUGAUGAUCUCCGAAGGACGCUCGGGAUCCGAUAAUGUCUUCACACUCAAAGACGGCGUACUUCGAAUUGAACUAGGAAAGGAGAUAUAUGAGCGAACAGGUCUCACUGGCAAGCCUUUCCGCAGCGGCGGCAGAAAACAUGCAAAAGAAAGAUUCUUGGUAGAAUUGAACUUACGGCUGCCCUCGAUGCUGCAUGGCAAGAAGGGCUUCGAAAGAAUUGUAUGGGCAUUCACCAAUGUUCUGACUCAAUCAAUGGCCUGGCUCUUCCACGACCUGGAAAGCAACCCUGGUCCGGGUGAAGGAAACAAGCCGAUCGACAAGGUUCAACCACAGUUGAUAACCUGCGAGCCACAGGAAAUUGCCCACGAGCAAAUAAUCACUCCGCCCUUUUACGAAAACGGGAAAGUACUCGAGAAUAUGUCGGAAGAUGAUCUGCAGGAAUAUUGUGGCUCCCUAUCCGAAUGGAUUGCCAUGGUUCAGAUGGCUUCUCCGCGGUUGUCUGGGGAAGAUGACGUCGAUCCGUACCUUAGUCGGUAUGCGGCUCCAGACGCAGAGGAAGGCCAGGCCUCUGAUUUGAUGAGCUUAAAAUGGCAUGGUUUGAUAUCCUCCCGUUGGACUAUGCAGCUGUUCCUCAAUAUGUUGCAAAACACCAAGGCCAGCUGGUUUGCACUUGCCGUCGCUACUCUAGGUAAAGAAGCCGUGGAAGGAAGGGACGGAUUCAUGGUUAUGGUUCUUCCUAGUGGACAGUCUAGUGCACAGUCUAGUGAAUCUAGCCAGACGUCUCAGGUGAAGGACGAAGGAACCGUGGGAACUGACCGGGUGACUUUCUGUUGGGAGUUGAUGGGAGCAUCAGUGACCGAGCCCUGA
Messenger RNA from Penicillium roqueforti, 1164 nucleotides. Its product is annotated as ribonuclease P protein subunit p40. NCBI's taxonomy places the organism in Eukaryota, Fungi, Ascomycota, Eurotiomycetes, Eurotiales, Aspergillaceae. The record is from RefSeq and is a predicted model, not a curated record. Gene Ontology annotation, cellular component: multimeric ribonuclease P complex; ribonuclease MRP complex. Bases 1 to 1164 code for a protein of 387 amino acids. Gene Ontology annotation, molecular function: ribonuclease P activity; ribonuclease MRP activity. Gene Ontology annotation, biological process: tRNA 5'-leader removal; tRNA 3'-end processing; endonucleolytic cleavage in ITS1 to separate SSU-rRNA from 5.8S rRNA and LSU-rRNA from tricistronic rRNA transcript (SSU-rRNA, 5.8S rRNA, LSU-rRNA). The transcript is spliced from 7 exons.